CUUGCUAGUGUCAAUAUGGUGGAAUGCUAUGAAAAAAUGUGAUUUAGCGAUUCCUUGCACCUAACAAAAGGCCCUGCUGAACGGAGGUGACCUUGGAAGAGGUCUUGAAAAAGCACCACAAGGUAGCUAUAGGUAUGGCGGACAAAUAUCCUUCCCAGCAGACCUUGGAGGAUGUGGAGUUCUGCGUAGAUCCACGCUUUACUGAUCUCCAGAGGAUUGGCUGUGGUGGAAAUGGGAUCAUCUAUUCUGCUAUAGACAGUGACUGUGAUAAAUCUGUUGCCAUCAAGAAGCUCUGUUUCAUCGACAAGAAAAGCUGUAGAUAUGUAUUACGAGAGAUAAGGAUAAUGCGCCGUCUACAGCAUGAAAAUAUAGUCACAGUGUAUGAAGUAUUGGGUCCUAAUGGUUUUGCAUUGGGACGCCAUGGCAAUAUCAACGUAAAUGAAAUGAGGAAUAUUUACAUCAUUCAGGAGUUACUUGAUAUUGAUCUCUAUCAGCUUGUUCAGCAGGGUCAGCUUACCGAGGAACACACUCGUCUGUUUCUGUAUCAGCUGUUGCGAGGCCUCAAAUACAUACAUUCGGCAAAUGUGGUUCAUCGAGAUCUCAAGCCAGCCAAUCUGCUCAUUAACCUAGAUGAUAUGGUGCUGAAGAUAGCUGACUUUGGACUAGCCAGGGUUGUGGAUACAGAGUAUUCUCACAAGGGUUUCCUGACAGAUGGAGUUGGAACAUGUUGGUACCGUUCCCCAGAGCUCAUCGUUUCUCCCAGAGACUACACCAAGGCCAUUGAUAUAUGGGGGGUCGGAUGUAUCUUUGCAGAGAUGUUGACAUGCAAGCCACUGUUCCCCGGGGCCAAUGAAAUGGAUCAGAUGGGGCAGAUCAUUGAUGCUCUCUCUCUCAAUGACAAUGAAUGGAAUGUACUUACGCAAGUCCUUCCAGGAUCGGUGCUCCGACAGAGGUCUAAGGCACCAAAACACUCUCUUAGGUCAAAGUUGAAAGAUUUCAGUUCUGAUGCUGUUGAUCUGCUGGAGAAACUAUUGGUUUUCUCUCCUGGUCAGCGACUGACCGCUGAAGAAGCUUUGGCCCAUCCGUAUCUCCAAAAAUACAGCUGUCCAGAGGAUGAGCCAAUCGUCAUCAAGUCCUUCCAUAUCGAACAUGAGAUUGAUGAUUUGUCCCCUAAAGUACUCAGAAAAAUGAUCAAUCAGGAAUCUGUUGAAAAGUCAAAUAAAUGUGGCAGCCAUAUUGAGGUAACCAGGGUAACCGAUAUCAAAGAUUCUUUGGUGAAAAAGCAGGACUCCUGCAACAAACUGGAGAGUCUCAAGAAGUCAGUAUCCUCAUCAUCAACAUCCUCUUCUUCAUCAUCAAAUUCAUUGAUGAAAAACUCAGGAACAUCUAAUGAUAAUCAGGAAAUAAUUUCUGACUCACUUAGCAGCAGUACUGAUUCUUUAACGGAAAUUGAAAUAGUCCCUUCAGAUGAAAUAUGUGAAGAAAUUAUCCGUAUUGAAGAAAACUUUCAGAAAGAAAUGCAAUUAAAUGUUGUGGUAAAUUUACCUGAUGAAGAAAACAAAAAAGAACAACUUUCUCCGAAGGAGGAAAAAUCCCAGGAAGAAAAAGAGAGUGAGAAAAAGGGAGACAAGAACACGCUAGAGGAGAAAGGCCUCUCUUCUCCAAGAUCUCAGGGACACAAAGGUUUGAAGAAUUUCACAUGUCCAAAAGUGAAAGAUCGCCUCAAUGAGGAAAAAAGAGCUGAGUCCCCAAGAGAUGAGAAACCAAAUAAACUGAAAGGGAAAAAUGACCUCGAGGGGGUCAUAAUUAAAGGUCGCAGCAAAGACAAAAGCAAGGGGGAUAACUCUAAACAGGAAAAAAUGAAAAACAACAAGAACAAUAAAUACAGUGUAGAAACAAACCCAGAUUUUGAUUCAAUGUACCGCUUACCCACUGAGCAUCUGACCCAACGACGUAACAGCAGACAGGAUUGCAGGAUACCCAUCCCACCAUCUACAAAGGUGGAAGAUCAGCUUAAACUCCACGAAAAGUUGAACGAAAAAUUGAGAUUAGCCGAGUUGGAGCGAGAUGUUUGUAGGUGCUCAGGGGCCAGCGGUGGGAACAUGAUUUCUCCUGGGUCAGAAUUCAGAGACGAAAUCUUUGAAGAUCAUAUACGUAGUCGCACAGGAAGUGGUAGUUCUGGGUCGAAUCCAUCCCGGGAGGAUAGUCCUAGUUGUGAACUACCUCAUAGAAGGUUUGAGCAUUGAUGUUAGCAUAGGUUAGAUUCUUUGUAAAAAAAAAAAAUAAUUAUGCGAUAUAAAAAAAAAAAAUCAACCAAUCAGUAUUUUUCAUUAUUGAGUGCAAUGAAGAGUUGAUACAUUUUGUCUGAAGUAAUAGGGGUCAAUUUUUGUAUAAAAUUUGAGUGAAAGACAAACAUAUUCAGGUAGAUUAUUUUUCUACUUCAACUUGUGUAGAUUGAUGUUGUGUUUUAAUAGUACUUUAAAAUUUAAAUAAUAUUGGAAUUUCUCUAAAUUAUUUAUGAAUUUAUUGAUAAUACAAAAUGUGGUCAAUAUAUAUGACUCCUGUGUGAUGUCUUUUUGAUUUAAAAAUAAUUGGUGUUGAUUAUAACACUAUAUCUUUGAUCUAUUUAAUUCAUUUUUGUUUUGGCUAUAUCUUUUUCCAAAAUGAUAAUCUAGCCCAUUUACAUGUACAUCCUUCAUUGUAACUGAUAUGUAAUUUAUAUUACAAAAUGUAAAUAUGUCUAUGGGUAUAACAUAAUGAAGUGAAAAUUCCUUUCCAGUGUAUUUUGAUGACAAGCUAUACAUAUGAACAAGUCCACAUUACGCACUAGUGUUGUUCUAAUAAUCAAAUAGUUUUUUAAUGAUUAGUUGUUUUACCUUUCAACUAUGUUAAAUCAAUCAUGAUUUUUAAUUACUGAUCAUGAUUUGAAAUCUUUAUAAGAGUUUUUCAGAUUCACAGCAGACCCAAACACUGAUUAAAUAUAAUUGUAAGUUUUACCAUAAACUACGUUUAAACAACUGUUUUGCGUUAUAGCUAGGUAUUUAAAACGUUUUAUCCAUUUUGGUGAAUGCUUCUUUCUUUAUUUCCUUUGCAUUUUUAAGUUUUAUUAUCAAUUAAUGAUCAAUCAUUGAUCAUUUGAGAAAUAGAAAUGAUUGAUCAUGAAUUUUAAUUUGAAGCAAUAUGAUGCAAAACACAUACACCUAUUGUUCACUUUUGAUUGUUUAAACAGCACAGUACAUACUGCAUACUCUUUUAUAUUGAAAAUGCCAUGUUGCUAUUUUAACUCGUUCACCCCUGAAAUAUCGUAAUGAACUAUUCCAACCGUUGAAUUGGAAGAGUUCAAAUGUGUCUUCAGGGGUGAGUGAGUUAAGGUAGCGAGUCCCAGCACUCUAAGUUAUUGUAACAAAGAUGUCCAGCUUGUUGGACAUUUUUCUGACUUGUAUUGCUUGCCCAAAAAUAACUUUUCUGUGCCUGUGUUUAACGACUCCUGUAUAUUCAUAUUGAUUACUAAAAUUAUAAAUUUUCCUUGCAGCUUUAAUUUUGUUCAAUGGUUUCUCUUUGUAAAAAAAAAAAUUGCAUGUUAAUCGUGUACUUCUGAAUGUUUGGUUAGACGCUCCUUAACUGUAGAUGAGAAACUAAUACCAAGUUAGGUUAUUUAUUGUUGAUCAAACGCCGUGUUGUAGAUUUAAAUGCAUCGUUUUGAAUUUAAGCGGUACAAAUGAAAGUGUGUGUGAGGUUACAUGUGUAUGUACAUCAUGGUUUAGCGUAUGACUGUCAUCCAUCUGUCAACAACCUUUUCCUUCUCAAGAACAAUAAGGCCUGUUGCCACAGUAUUUAGCAUGAAGCCCCAUUCAAGGUCAGAUGAGGAUAUAAAAUGUGUUGACAAUUUGUAAAAUGUUCCUGUCAUUGGCUUAAGCUUAUAAUCAAGUGUGAUUUAUUGUAUUUCUGAAUCAAUAAGAAAUCUGAGAUGGAUACAAUGAUUUCAAAUAAUCAAAUUUUUGUUGUUGUCAAAUUCAGAUAAAAAACAGGUGUUUGAUACAGGUCCCAUGGACCUCAUGCUAUAUAUGCCCAGUAGCAAAUGCAAGAACUGAAGUGUGAAAGUAUCGAUAACUAUUUAUAAGUGUUCAUAAAUAUGUGAAACAUGUUUAAUGUUUGUGUAGCGGAACUGGACUGGGUCGAUCGUUGGCGACCUGGUAGCUAGCUCAAUUGGUAGAGCGUCCGUCUAGAGCUCGGAGGGUCCCAGGUUCGAACCACGGUCUGGCUGUUGCAUUUUUUCUCACCUAUUACAUUUGAAUUAUGAAUGUUAGACAUAGGAUGACACAAGAAAGAUUUAUUAAGAUGAUCCAAAAUUUUGUUGAAAUGAUAUGAUUAUGAAAAUGAUUUUGAAUAUACUGUUUACAGGGAACCUUUUGCCCAGUCUUGCCCUUCAUCGGUAAAUCGAUAAUUGCCCAGUGCUAAUUUUGUUGCUAUGGUAGGGCAUCUACGCAUGCGCAUUGGAAAAAAUCUGUACCAAGAAAGAUCUGAAUUUGAAAUUUUUACUAUUUAUGAGGCCAAAAAUCACCCAUAAUGUCCCAAGUCUUUUGCCUCAUCAAGAUGUGAAAGUUCAGCUGUGACGGAAAUUUCCAGUUGUGGUGUGAGACUUAACAAAUUGUUUUAAACCAGGGAAAUGCUUUUGUGAAACUGACAUUUUAUUUGGCAAAUACGA
Mizuhopecten yessoensis (Yesso scallop) is the source of this 4705-nucleotide messenger RNA. RefSeq names its product mitogen-activated protein kinase 4-like. The transcript is spliced from 5 exons. The coding region runs from base 135 to 2246 and encodes 703 amino acids. Gene Ontology annotation, cellular component: cytoplasm; nucleus. Lineage: Eukaryota; Metazoa; Mollusca; Bivalvia; Pectinida; Pectinidae. Gene Ontology annotation, biological process: protein phosphorylation; cell surface receptor signaling pathway; intracellular signal transduction. The record is from RefSeq and is a predicted model, not a curated record. Gene Ontology annotation, molecular function: MAP kinase activity; ATP binding.